Molecule: messenger RNA, 1359 nt
Organism: Candida tropicalis MYA-3404
Lineage: Eukaryota; Fungi; Ascomycota; Pichiomycetes; Serinales; Debaryomycetaceae
Exons: 1
Coding region: 1-1359 (452 amino acids)
Biological process (GO): endoplasmic reticulum to Golgi vesicle-mediated transport; intracellular protein transport; COPII-coated vesicle cargo loading
Cellular component (GO): endoplasmic reticulum exit site; COPII vesicle coat
Molecular function (GO): GTPase activator activity; zinc ion binding
Source: RefSeq, a predicted model, not a curated record
AUGGAUUUUGAAGGAAGAGAAGACAAGGAUGGUGUGAGACUCUCCUGGUCAUCGUUACCAAAGUCAAAGUUGCAACACCAGAGAAACGUUAUACCUAUGGGGGCAUUAUACACUCCAUUGAAUGAUAAAUCGCCAAUACCGUUAUUGGACCAGAAUAGCAUUAUCAGCUGUCGAUCAUGUAGAGCUGUAUUAAGUCCCUUUGUUCAAUGCAAUAGUGGGGUUUGGACGUGCCUGGUUUGUAGUACAACAAAUCAACUUCCAGCUUUAGUGGAUGAACAGGGCCAACCGGCAUUACCACUCAACUUAAACCAAGAGUUCACCACUGUUGAAUAUCAAACUGGGAGACUUGCUCCUUUACCUCCAGUAUUUUUUUAUGUCGUGGAUACUAUUUUCGAAGGGGACGAUGUUGAAGGGGCAUUCCAGCAACUCAAAGAAAGUUUGACUCUUUCCUUGAGUCUUUUACCAGAAAAUGCUUUGGUUGGGUUCAUUUCUUUUGGAAAACAUGUGAAGAUACACGAUUUAAGUAGUAACGAUAAUUUGUCGUAUACUUUCAAUGGUAACAAGCAAUAUACAUUGGAAAAAUUGCAAUCAUCCCUUGGCUUGAUCAGUAGUGGUUUAAGUGUUGCCAAUUCAAAGGGUUCAAAUGACAGUGGAUAUGAACAAUUGAUUGGAAAUGUUGGUAAACGAUUCUUACAACCAGUCACUAUUGCUGAGUAUCAAUUGACAAAUAUUAUAGAAUCAUUGGUGGUGGAUCACUUUCCUCAUAAUGAGUACAGUCAACGUCCUGAAAGAGCUACCGGGUCAGCAAUAAAUAUUGCAUCUUUGUUAUUGAAGACAAUCUUAGGUAGUCAGCAUCAUGCUACUGGUGGCCAUUUGAUGGUUUUUAUUGCUGGUGUUUGUACUUUGGGUCCAGGUAAGAUUGUUGACUCUUUGUUGAAGGAACCUUUAAGAUCACACCAUGAUAUUAUAAAAUCACAAACCACCACAAUUCACGCACCUUCGACUUCAAGUGUAGCCAAAAGCAACAUGUCUUUAUUCAAACAUGCCAAAUUGUUUUACGAACAAGUCACCAAGACACUUGUUUCUCUUGGUAUUAGUUGUGAUUUCUUCAUUGGAAGCUACGAUCAAGUUGGGUUGUACGAAAUGGACGAGGUAUGCUACAAAACAGGAGGUAGUGUAGUGCUUAGUGAUUCCUUUAGUACGGCAAUUUUUAAGCAAAGUUUUGUCAAAUUUUUCAAGAAACUGGAAAGCGUUGAAGGCAAUGAGGAACAAAAUGCUGAUGCUGGUGAAUACUUGGAUAUGGGGUUCAAUGCUACUCUAGAGGUAAAAACUGGUGUUGAUUUAAAAUUGAAGGCUUGA